Molecule: messenger RNA, 1527 nt
Organism: Dovyalis caffra
Lineage: Eukaryota; Viridiplantae; Streptophyta; Magnoliopsida; Malpighiales; Salicaceae
Source: the annotation of a GenBank genome assembly
AUGAUGUCAAUGACAUGCCAUAAUCUUGAUUUUGGAAUGGCUAAACUUGAUUUGGUGGCUUGUGGCUGCUCCUCCAAUGGUUCAAUGGAUAGGUAUCCAGUGAGGAAUUAUGCAAAGUCAGUUUCUAAGAGUUGUAACAGGGAUUAUGGUUCUAGGAGACUGGUUUGCUGCCGGCGAGGUAUUGCUAGGUGUCGAGUUUCUUCAACAAAGACCCCUGAGACUUUACUUGCUGGAGUUGCUGAAGGUCCUACAGGACUUCUAGAUUUGAAGAAAGAGUCAAGAGAACCAAUUUCAAUAUCAAAUUUGUUUGAAGUGGUUGCUGAUGAUCUCCGGACUCUUAACCAAAGCCUUCGGUCGGUAGUAGAAAAUCCGGUUUUGAUGUCUGCAGCUGAGCAGAUAUUUGGUGCUGGUGGGAAGAGAAUGCGACCAGCUCUGGUCUUUCUUGUGUCAAGAGCCACAACUGAAGUAGUAGGGUUGAAAGAACUUACAAUUGAACAUCGACGUUUAGCAGAGAUUAUUGAGAUGAUCCACACUGCAAGUUUAAUACAUGACGAUGUAUUGGAUGAAAGUGACAUGCGAAGAGAUUAUCAACCUCUAUUUGGUUAUUGUAAUCUGCUUGCAGAUAUUCUUGUACAUUAUGCUUUAUUGGAAGAGUUCUUGAUCAGGCAACUGAAUUUAUCUAUUAUUCUUCCAAUUAAGGAUUUUGAAGCAACCUUUGAUUGUAUGGACUUGUACACUGUAUUAGAGUAUGUCAUAGAUGAGUGGAGGCUCAAGUCUUCUUUCACUGUAACUCGCUAUGCUAGAGCUUAUUCACUGGAAGAUGAGCUUGAAUGUGCACAUCCAAAGAGAUGGAAGGAAACAGUUCAUCAACUCUAUGGUACAAGGGUAGCAGUACUGGCUGGGGAUUUUAUGUUUGCUCAGUCAUCAUGGUACCUAGCAAAUCUUGAAAAUAUUGAAGUCAUUAAGCUUAUCAGCCAGGUUAUUAAGGAUUUUGCGAGUGGUGAAAUAAAGCAGGCAUCUAGCUUAUUCGACUGUGAUGUUGAACUUGAGGAGUAUUUGAUCAAGAGCUAUUACAAGACGGCCUCCUUAAUUGCUGCUAGUACCAAAGGAGCUGCUAUUUUUAGUGGGGUGGACAAUAGUGUUUCAAUGCAAAUGUAUGAAUAUGGCAAGAAUCUUGGUCUAUCCUUCCAAGUUGUGGAUGACAUAUUAGAUUUUACACAGUCAGCAGAGCAGCUGGGGAAACCAGCUGGAAGCGACCUGGCUACGGGGAACCUGACUGCUCCAGUAAUAUUUGCUCUAGAAGAAUCACCAAAACUAAGAGAAAUAAUCGAGUCUGAAUUCUGUGAGAGUGGUUCCCUUGAUGAAGCUGUUGAGUUGGUUAAGAACAGUGGGGGCAUUGAAAGGGCACAAGAAUUGGCAAAAGAGAAAGCUGAUCUUGCAAUUCAGAGUCUCAGAUGUCUUCCUCGGGGCUCCUAUCAAUCAGCUCUGGAGGGAAUGGUGCUGUACAAUCUCGAACGGAUUCAUUAG